GUGAGCUUUAGAGGUACUGUAGACUCCAGUGCUGGUGGACAUAUGGCUCUUGUCCAGUGAGAGGCGGUGGAGAUCAGAUCUGAGCUCUGAUCACAGCAGUAGUGAGCUGCUCACUGCCACAGUCACAACACUGUGACAUCCAUCAGGGAUUUUCACUUUUCUUCUUUUUGUCUUUUUUUCCUAUCAAACGGGUUCAGACUGAAGCAUCCCUUAAAGCAGGUGGUUAUUGGGUGAUCUGAGGAGGUUCACUGCACCACCUAUACCGGCUGUAGGACGUCAUGACAGCCGAAAAGACGAUUCCCAUAAUAAAUGGAAAAGCAGACGAUACGAUGGACCCCGAAGCGGCGAACCCGAGCGCAGUGCGCAGCAAUGAUAAGAAGGUGGUGAACGAGAGAGGACAGUGGAAUAAUAAGGUUGAGUUUGUGCUGUCAGUGGCUGGAGAGAUUAUCGGCCUUGGCAACGUUUGGAGGUUCCCAUAUCUGUGUUACAAGAACGGAGGAGGUGCUUUCUUUGUGCCUUAUGUCAUCUUUUUCGUCUGCUGUGGGAUCCCAGUCUUCUUCCUGGAAACAGCGCUAGGUCAGUUCACUAGUGAAGGAGGCAUCACAUGUUGGCGAAAAGUCUGCCCGCUCUUUGAAGGCAUUGGUUAUGCGACCCAAGUCAUCGAAGCCCACCUGAAUGUUUAUUAUGUGGUUAUAUUGGCCUGGGCCAUUUUCUACCUGUUCAACUGUUUUACAACAGAGCUGCCCUGGGCAUCGUGUGGUCACUACUGGAACACGGAAAACUGUGUGGAUUUUAACAAUGAAAGCAUUGCCAACCUCACCAACCCAUAUGCCACAUCACCAGUCAUGGAGUUUUGGGAACGCCGUGUUCUCAGCAUAUCCUCUGGAAUUGAAGAAGUUGGCAGCCUUCGCUGGGAACUUGCUAUCUGUCUACUUAUAGCCUGGGUCAUAUGUUAUUUCUGCAUUUGGAAAGGUCCGAAAUCAACUGGAAAGGUGGUGUAUGUCACUGCAACCUUUCCUUAUUUCAUGCUGUUGAUCCUCCUUCUUCGAGGAAUCACACUGCCAGGAGCUGCUAAUGGAAUUAAAUUCUACCUGUAUCCUGACAUCUCUCGUCUGUCAGACCCUCAGGUGUGGGUGGAUGCAGGAACUCAGAUCUUCUUCUCAUAUGCUAUAUGUCUUGGCUGUCUUACGGCUCUCGGCAGCUACAACAGCUACAACAACAACUGCUACAGGGACUGCAUCAUGCUGUGCUGUUUGAACAGUGGCACGAGUUUUGUGGCGGGAUUUGCCAUCUUCUCUGUCUUGGGCUUCAUGGCAUAUGAACAGAAUGUGCCGAUAGAGGCAGUGGCAGAGUCAGGUCCUGGUCUAGCAUUCAUAGCAUAUCCUAAGGCUGUAACCAUGAUGCCGUGGUCUCCACUGUGGGCCUGCCUCUUCUUCAUGAUGCUUAUCUUCCUUGGACUUGACAGUCAGUUUGUGUGUGUGGAGAGUCUUGUGACUGCAAUCGUGGACAUGUAUCCUAAAACCUUCCGCGUGGGCUAUCGGCGAGAGCUUCUCAUCCUGGGAAUGUCUGUGGCCUCGUUCCUCGUGGGUCUAAUAAUGUUGACAGAGGGUGGCAUGUAUGUGUUCCAGCUAUUUGAUUCGUAUGCAGCCAGUGGCAUGUGUCUGUUGUUUGUGGCCAUCUUUGAGUCCAUCUGCAUUGGCUGGAUUUAUGGUAGCGACAGGUUUUAUUUGAACAUUGAGGACAUGAUUGGAUACAAGCCCAUCUUCUUCAUCAAAUGGUGCUGGAAGUUCUUCACCCCAGGCAUCUGCGCUGGCAUCUUCCUGUUCUUCUUAAUCAAGUACAAGCCGCUGAAGUAUAAUAAUGUCUACACAUAUCCAGAUUGGGGUUAUGGCAUUGGCUGGAUGAUGGCUAUGUCCUCUAUGGUUUGCAUCCCUCUGGGAAUCUUAUUUCAGAUCUGGAAGACGGAAGGAACUUUCCGUGAGAGGAUCAAAAAGCUGACCACACCCAGCUCUGACCUGAGAAUGAGGGGACGCCUCAGCUCCAGGGGUCCCUGUGCUAUCAAUGAUGCUGAUGCCAAAAUGAGGGCGGAUGGCAAGAUCUCCACCAUCACAGAGAAGGAGACGCAUUUCUAAACCCAAGACACGGACAUCACCGGCACAACAGACAGAAAAGUGAAGAAACAAAUAUGUUUGCCUUUAUUUUUAAAGAGAGAUCUAUUAUCACAUUUGUAGUGUUGCUUUUUUGCACAAACAGGUAACACAUCACAAUUUAACGUCAUGAUUAAAACCUGUUUCGUAUCAGAGUGUAUCUAAAUCUAGAUAAAAAAUAUUGUCUGUAUCGCGUCACUCUUUGUCACAUUAGUCAUUUCUGUACUUGUAGAUUGAGGCCAAGGCAUAAUGUGCUGUGAAAUGUGUUUACACAUUGGCUCUUGGCUCUGUGCAGAUUACUGUAGAGUAUUAUUCUAAUGGAUAGGAGAUGUAUUGAUGACCACUCCAAACGUUGGCUGUAUGUUUGUAGAUGAGGCUCAGUGUUGUCAGAUACGCUGUGAUUCGCUGUCCUUCAGCUAGCAUUGACUCGCGGGGCGAGCAUGACGUAGCAAGCUCAUUCGCCACGGUGUCUUACGCGGCUCGUAUUCUUGGCCAUUUCACACCAAUUAAACUGAGUUUAAUUGAAGGUGACAGACCAAACGCAGUUUAUCACUUUGAUUUUUUUUAUUUUUUAUUUUUUUUUAUUUUAGGCUGGUGGUUCAGAGAGUCAUCUGGGCACACUUGUCAUAAACCCCUCAUUAAUGUUCAUAAGCAUUCUGUCUUAAUAGUGUGAUUUUGCAUUAUGAUGUUUAAGGGGAAGUCUGAUGGUAAAAGAAGUGUAGCUUUCGCGUUCGUGUGAGGACAGCAUUAAAGCGAUGCUGUGGAACACAACAGUGCACAUUUUAAACAGUUCAUACAGUUAUUUGUAUAACAGUACCAUAAAAUUAAAUCAUACACUCAACUAUGUUCACUUAUAAUAUAGUCUGCUUUCAUGUUACAAUUAAAAAAUGGCAUGUCAAAGUCAUUAUUGAUAAAAUUAUGCACCAUUAUGCAACGUGCACAAUUAUUGAUUUUGCAUUAUGAUGUUUAAGGGGAAGUCUGAUGGUAAAAGAAGUGUAGCUUUCGAGUUUGUAUGUGAGGACAGCAUUAAAGCGAUGCUGUGGAACACAGUAGUGCACAUUUUAAACCGUUCAUGCAGUUAUUUUUAUAACAGUACCAUAAAAUUAAUUCAUACACUCAACUAUGUUUACUUAUAAUAUAGCUUUCAUGUUACAAUUAAAAAAUGACAUGUCAAAGUCAUUAUUGAUAAAAUUAUACACCAUUAUGCAACGUGCGCAAACAUAGGCUAUGCGUGAGGGUUUGUGUAUUAUGGCCCACUGUAGAGAAUAUUUGGUUCAACUGUUAAUUUAAUGGUAUCGAUUCAGUAAUAGAUUUGAUGUGAAAAUAUUCUAUAUUUCUGAUACGGUCCAAAAGCUAUUAAUCAGAUGCUAGCUCAUUCCCUAAGAGAAAGUGCAAACGACAAAGAAGCAGCUUGUCAUGUCUAUUUUAGGCGAUUGUAGCCCAGGUACUGACAUCCAUUAAGUCAUUAGGAAGCAGUGGAAAUGUGUUCGAAUGACCCUUGCAAUUCAACAGCCAUAAGUACUUUGAUCAAACUGUGCUGGAUCUGUAAUGUACUAUCACAGUUAAGAGCACUUUUUGUUCGUAGUAUACUCAGGAUGCACUUUGAGCCCUGUGCACAUGCAUGCAAUCUUUGGUCUGGUCGGUUUCAUCGUGACAUCAUCAGUUUGUGCAAGUAAACUUGUUUGUGUUUUAAUAGCCCUGUUAACUUUUGAGAUAUAUGUAUAUUUUUACAUUUCUUUAGUUGUUUUGUGUACUGUUUCUUGAUGAAAAAACUGUUUCUCUGAGGACUUUUGAUAUGUCAUUCAACAAUCAAGUUCUAGGUAUAUGAUGGAAUUGUUAUAUGUGCUGUUUACACAGAUUUUGGUAUUCACAGGACAUAUGAAUUGUGUGCUUACUCAUUUUUAAAAAUAAAAGUUAAAAACGGA
Molecule: messenger RNA, 4072 nt
Organism: Labeo rohita (rohu)
Lineage: Eukaryota; Metazoa; Chordata; Actinopteri; Cypriniformes; Cyprinidae
Gene: slc6a11b
Product: solute carrier family 6 member 11b
Exons: 15
Coding region: 279-2132 (617 amino acids)
Biological process (GO): sodium ion transmembrane transport
Cellular component (GO): membrane
Source: RefSeq, a predicted model, not a curated record